UAUAGUCAGUAAUAUUCAACGACUUUGUCUUUUAGUACGCAAGUGUCUUCUCUACUUGAUCAACCCCUUUAAAUUCCCAAAAUUUGAUUCUACGGCUUCAGUUUCCUGGAUAUUCUGCAAAUCUUUGUUUUGUUUUGUUUUUUCUUUUUUUUUUUUUUUUUUUUUGAAUUUUUUGCUGUGAAAUUCUAGCAAAAGCUUCAACAAUGACAUCACACAUUAAUGGAGGAGAUGAAGAAUCACUCACUGAGCCACUUGUGAAUCCCUCUAGGCGUCGAUUCUCUCUCAACAACACCAAUUCUCAACUUGCUCUUGUUGGUGUCAAUGUUUGUCCAAUUGAAAGUCUUGAUUAUGAAAUUAUUGAGAAUGAUUUUUUCAAGCAAGAUUGGAGAAGUAGAGGGAAGGUUCAGAUAUAUCAAUACAUGUUUAUGAAAUGGGCAUUGUGUUUUCUUAUUGGAUUAAUUGUCAGUCUAAUAGGGUUCUUCCAUAAUCUUGGUAUUGAGAAUAUAGCUGGGAAGAAAUUUGUUAUCACUUCCAAUAUGAUGUUGUAUAACAGGCAUUUGUCAGCAUUUUUGGUGUUUACAGCUUGUAAUCUUGGGUUAACUCUAUUUGCAUCAUUGUUUACUGCACUUGUGUCGCCGGAGGCUGCUGGGUCAGGUAUACCUGAAGUUAAGGCUUACUUGAAUGGUGUGGAUGCACCUGACAUUUUUUCUCCAAGGACUUUGAUAGUUAAGAUUAUUGGCAGCAUCACUGCUGUUUCAGCUUCCCUUAUGAUUGGAAAAGCAGGCCCCAUGGUGCACAUGGCUUCAUGUGUUGCUUCGUUGCUCGGUCAGGGUGGAUCAAAGAAGUAUGGUCUGACAUGGAAAUGGCUUCAUUAUUUCAAAAAUGAUCGAGAUAGGAGAGAUCUUGUAACAUGUGGUACCGCUGCUGGAAUUGCUGCCGCUUUCCGUGCUCCUGUUGGUGGUGUGUUAUUUGCUUUGGAAGAAAUGGCUUCUUGGUGGAGAAGUGCACUCAUGUGGAGAGCAUUCUUUUGUACAGCAGUUGUUGCUAUCAUGCUUCGAAGUUUCAUGGAUUUGUGUUACAGUGGCAAGUGUGGACUCUUUGGUACUGGUGGUUUGAUAAUGUUUAAUGUCACUAAAGAAAAUGUGGUAUACUACCUCAAUGACGUGCCAUAUGUGCUGCUGCUUGGAGCCAUAGGGGGCUUAUUAGGAGCCUUGUAUAAUUUCAUCCUAGAAAAGGUUCUUCGACUUUACAAUUUUAUUAACAGGAAAGGCAUUGUAUGCCAAAUAAUUCUUGCUUGUAUAGUCUCUUUAUUCACCUCCUGCCUUCUGUUUGGACUUCCAUGGUUUGUAGCUUGCCAACCUUGUUCAGGUGAUUCACCUGAGGCUUGUCCUACUAUAGGCCGAUCUGGUAACUACAAGAAAUUCCAGUGUGCACCGGGACACUACAAUGAUCUUGCCAGUUUGAUUUUCAACACAAAUGAUGAUGCCAUUCGAAACCUGUUUCGUCACAGCACCGAUUCUGAAUUUCAUGGCACAUCCAUGCUUAUAUAUUUUGUAACUUGCUUUUUCUUAAGCAUUUUUAGCUAUGCUAUUGUGCUCCCUUCUGGUCUCUUCAUACCUGUUAUUGUGACGGGUGCAUCGUUUGGGCGUUAUGUUGGGAUGUUGAUUGGUUCAAAGUCAAGUCUGAACCAUGGUCUCUUUGCUGUGCUGGGUGCUGCUUCAUUUCUUGGAGGGUCUAUGAGAAUGACGGUCUCAUUGUGUGUUAUACUUCUUGAACUAACCAAUAAUCUGUUGCUACUGCCUCUUGUAAUGUUAGUUCUACUUGUCUCUAAGACUGUGGCUGAUAGUUUUAAUGCCAAUAUAUAUGACAUCAUGAUGAAGCUGAAGGGCUUCCCUUACCUAGAAACCCAUGCUGAGCCAUACAUGAGGCAACUGAAUGUAGCUGAUGUAAUUACUGAGCCACUUGAGUAUUUCCGUGGGAUCGAAAAUGUAGGAAAUAUAGUUGAUUCUCUUAAAAGAUCAAGACACAACGGGUUUCCUGUGCUCAAUGAACCAGAAGAAUCUGCAAGUCCUGUUCUGUUCGGCUUAAUCCUUCGAGCUCAUCUUAUUGUGUUGCUGAAGAAGAAAGCUUUUGUUCUUGCACCAGUGUCAGCUGGUGCUGAUGUACUUGAGCAGUUCUCUUCUGUGGACUUUGCAAAAGGUGGGUCCAGCAGUAUUGAUGACAUUGAAGAUGUUGAAUUUACAGACGAAGAAUUGAAGAUGUUUGUUGAUCUUCGUCCAUUUACAAAUACUUCACCCUAUACAGUUGUGGAGACGAUGUCCCUAGCAAAGGCUCUUGUACUUUUCCGAGAAGUUGGUCUCAGGCACAUGCUAGUGGUACCAACGACAGCUGAUAGACCACCUGUUGUGGGGAUGUUGACAAGACAUGAUUUUAUGCCAGAUCACAUACUCAGUUUGCAUCCUUCACUGGUGAAUAAGAGGAAACGGUUAAGAUUUCAGCUUACUCCCUUUGCGAAAUUCUUUUAGGCAUCAUCUUCCAUAAAUUGGAAGACAUCUUUUUUUGUUCAGAUUUGUAGUUAUAGAUAGCUAGCUUAAGCGAAAACUUGUAAUUCUCAGUAUCUGUAGAUUAUCGACUCAUUCCAUGUGGUUGAAGGUAACCAAGGCUGGAAUUGAACCUUAACGCUGCAGCCUUGAUGGCUGGAUGUGCAUUUUUUGAAGGAUGGAGAAAGAUGUUUACAAGUUGUUGAUCACUCAUGGCAUUUUUCUGGUUCCUUCUGAAGUUCUGAUAUUUUGUAAAGAGGAAAUGCAAAGGGUUUUUUUAGUUUUGCAUUCUUUUGAUGGCCAUUGUACUACUCAUUAUUCUUGAUCAUGGUAAUGAAUAGCAAUACCACGUUCAACUGCUUUGUGCUGAUUACAUAUUAUAUUAACUAAAUGUUCAUUUUCGUUGAUGAAAUCAUUAAUAAAUAAUACAUAAUGAUAAAUAUAAGAAGUGAGGCUCAUCUAAAUAACAAGCUAGUAGUAGCUAACCAUUGGAGCACAAAUAAUAAUACGAGUAAUACUUAAUUUUUUUGUGUUGGUUUUGGCUACUUAGUAUUUGUCUAAGCCGGGUUACAUAUAGAUUUUGACUUCAUUCUCUCUCCACUCCGUAAAUAAUAUAAAAUCGUGCAAAAGGUUAUCAACUAACAAAAACAAGCUAAAGUAGUUUUAUAAAACAUUCAAUCAUUCAUACAGAAGUUGUGUCAAAUUACAAAUGACCAUUAAGUUUGCACCAAAAAAAAAAAAAAACAUAAGGUAUACAAAAAAAUCCAUAUUUGUCAAAGUUUUGGCUACUUAGUAUUUGUAGAAGCCGGGUUACAUAUAGAUUUUGACUUCAUUCUCUUUCGAUCCUUAAAUAAUAUAAAAAUCGUGCAAAAGGUUAUCAACUAAUAAAAACAAACUAGAGUAGUUUUAUAAAACAUUCAAUCAUUCAUAAAGAAGUUGUGUCAAAUUACAAAUGACCAUUAGGUUUGCACCACCAAAAAAAAAAA
Chenopodium quinoa (quinoa) is the source of this 3526-nucleotide messenger RNA. RefSeq names its product putative chloride channel-like protein CLC-g. The transcript is spliced from 7 exons. Gene Ontology annotation, cellular component: intracellular membrane-bounded organelle; plant-type vacuole membrane. The record is from RefSeq and is a predicted model, not a curated record. Bases 204 to 2525 code for a protein of 773 amino acids. Gene Ontology annotation, molecular function: voltage-gated chloride channel activity. Gene Ontology annotation, biological process: transmembrane transport; chloride transport. Lineage: Eukaryota; Viridiplantae; Streptophyta; Magnoliopsida; Caryophyllales; Amaranthaceae.